This is a messenger RNA of Octopus bimaculoides (California two-spot octopus), 1341 nucleotides long. RefSeq names its product proteasomal ATPase-associated factor 1. The record is from RefSeq and is a predicted model, not a curated record. Lineage: Eukaryota; Metazoa; Mollusca; Cephalopoda; Octopoda; Octopodidae. Gene Ontology annotation, molecular function: protein binding.
AUCUGUACAUCUUAGGCUUCCGCCUAACCGCUUUUCAGCAAUAACAAUGGCCGCAUGUCGGAGAUUGCUGUUGCAAUGUGACUGGGAUGUAUGUCUCAGAGAAAAUCAUGGAAGAGCAUGGGUUGCACUUCAAGAUCUCUCAGAAACUUCAGCCAACCCUACAAUUAGAGGUCAGUUGGUUACACAAAGUAUUGCUGCCCCUGGUCUUCCCAAUGUCGUUGGCAGUAAUGGUUUUUCUGUCAAGAGAAUUCAAGGGCAAAGAAUUGAUAUUAGUUACUGUGAUGAAUGCUCAAGUCAACCUUCUAAUUUUAUGACAUUCCUAAGUCCUUUGAAGACUUUUCCUGCUAUCCAUGAUCCAAACAAAUCUUUGUUAGGUCUAGAUGUAAGCACUGGUGGUCUGGGAGUUUCUUCUUCUACAGAUGGAACUUUGAAAGUAUGGCAGAUAGACACUGGAGAAGUCAGACGCAACUUAACAGGCCAUGUUGGUGAGGUCAACACGUGUCGUUUAUUCCCAUCAGGAAUUGUUGUUUUGAGUGGCAGUGCAGAUAUGCAACUGAAAGUUUGGGCUGCUGACACUGGCAAAUGUGCUGCAACCUUUGUUGGUCAUAAGUCAGGUGUGUUGGAUACAGCAAUUGUAGAACGAGGCCGAAAUAUUGUAUCCUGUAGCAGUGAUGGCACAGCCAAACUCUGGGAUUGCAGCCAACAAGUUUGUCUUGGUACAUUUCAAGGGAUGGCUGGUUCUGUUAACAGUUGUGCCAUUGGUGUGACCGACAAUCCCAUACAGCUAGGGCAAUGUAACCAACCUCCUGGUGAGAAAGAAGUACUAACUGAAGGUAAAAUGUUGCUGAUGGCCUGUGAAAGCAACAGUUUGCUUUCUUAUGGACUACAGACUCGUAAAAAGAUUUUUCACUAUAAAUGUUCUGAUGCUGUCAACUGCUGUGCAUUCCUGUCAGGAACAAUGGUUGUCUGUGGAGCACAAAAUGGCAUGCUUGACAUUAUUGAUCUUCGAAACUACAAUGUUUCCUUCAAAGAACUGAAAGUUACCAAUUCAGCAAUUACUUCAAUUCUCCCAUACAAAGAAGGAUUUUUGGUUAGCUCACGUGAUGGAACCUGUUGCUACGUAAAUAAGCAAUUUAACUCAACACUUAAUCUCUCUGGCCCAGACUGUGACCCUGUGUACCGGAUGGCUUGUGAUAAAACCUUUAUUUUUACUGCAAGUCGAGAUGGCUUUAUAAGGAAAUACAAUCCGAAUUAAUUACCUUACAUCAGCAACUGUAUUCCAAUUGUCUUUAAAUAUUUUUGAUCAAAAAUGUUAUAAUAAAUUCAUUUCGCAUUUAUAAA